AAAAAUAUUAACUCUAUUCUUAUUUUCACCAUCAGAUGAGAAAGAAUCUUUCAUGAGAUAAACACUAAUUUGAUCAUUUUAUUUUAAAGAGGGAAAAUGAAGAGAUUGUUCAUAAUUAAUUAUCACCUAAAUGGAACGAUGGGGAUUAAUUACUGGAACUGAGUUUUUUAGCUGAAUUAGUGUAUUUAGCAUGAACACAUGAACUUUAAUGAUGAAUGAAAUAGAGGAUCACAUAAAAAUACAUUGGAAAUGUGGAGGUGAAAAAUUUAAAUAGUUUAGAAUUAUCAUUGAGUUAGAUUCAUAGCAAAGAACUUAAUUCUUUUGCAGAAAGCAUUACAUUGCAGAGAAUGUUACAAAUAUGAUAAAUUCAUGCAAACUUUGUUUUCCAAUUCCUAUUUGAUAAUAAGGGC
This is a messenger RNA of Paramecium octaurelia, 410 nucleotides long. Lineage: Eukaryota; Ciliophora; Oligohymenophorea; Peniculida; Parameciidae. The record is from the annotation of a GenBank genome assembly.